AUGCCUGAGUUAACAUUUCCUGGAAUCCAAUCUGCUUCCGCCAAAAGAUUGGAGGGAAAAGUGGCAAUCGUAACCGGAGGUGCGAGAGGAAUUGGUGAGGCGACUGUACGUCUCUUCGCGGCCCACGGAGCCCUCGUGAUAAUCGGUGAUGUGGAGGACGAUCUCGGAAAUUCUCUCGCCCGAGCUCUGUCCCCCAACGUAUCCUACGUCCACUGCGACGUCGCCUUGGAGGCCGACAUCGAGUCCCUUGUGGGGUCUGCGGUGUCGAAGCACGGCCGGCUCGACAUCAUGUUCAACAACGCCGGCAUCCUCGGCAACCAGUCAUCAUCCCGCAAGACCAUCCUCAAUUUCGACGCGGAGGAGUUCGACCGGAUCAUGGCCGUCAACGUCAGGGGUAUCGCCCUCGGUAUGAAGCACGCCGCCCGUGCCAUGGUGCCCGCCGCCACUUCCGGCGGCGGCAAAGGCUGCAUCAUAUCGACGACGAGCGUGGCUGGGGUGAUGGGGGGAUUGGGACCCCACGCAUACACGGCAUCCAAACACGCAAUCGUCGGGCUAACGAAAAAUGUGGCCUGCGAGCUCGGCAAGCACGGGAUAAGGGUCAACUGCAUCUCACCGUUUGGGGUUGCCACAAGGAUGCUGGUGGAGGCGUGGAGGAAGGAUGGUUGUGUCGUGACUGCGAAAGAGGAAGUGGAGAACACGGAGGAGUUUGUGAGGUCGGUGGCGAAUUUGAAGGGGGAGACGCUAAGGGCGGAUCAUAUAGCCGAGGCUGCGCUUUUCCUUGCGAGUGACGAGUCGAGGUACAUUAGUGGCCACAAUCUCGUGGUUGAUGGCGGUGUUACCACCUCUAAGAACAUUGUUGGUUUGUAA
This is a messenger RNA of Striga hermonthica, 867 nucleotides long. The record is from the annotation of a GenBank genome assembly. NCBI's taxonomy places the organism in Eukaryota, Viridiplantae, Streptophyta, Magnoliopsida, Lamiales, Orobanchaceae.